Messenger RNA from Rhopilema esculentum, 3627 nucleotides. RefSeq lists its product as uncharacterized. Gene Ontology annotation, cellular component: cytoplasmic vesicle; membrane. The record is from RefSeq and is a predicted model, not a curated record. Lineage: Eukaryota; Metazoa; Cnidaria; Scyphozoa; Rhizostomeae; Rhizostomatidae. Gene Ontology annotation, biological process: neuron migration.
AAACAUAGCACAAUAGCUUGCCAUAUUUGCGAUAUUGCAUCUUCAAGUUUUGCGAAACGAAAUACUCAAAAACUGAGAAUGUUGUUUUUAAUAUUGACGAAAUCUUCUGAUGUGCAAAUUAAAUUACAAGUUGUUAAUUAGCAGGAACUAUAGUACGUGCGUUAAGGACCUUGAAGGGGCUGGUUCCUCCUAAUUGCCAACGAUAUACCCCACUCUAAAUUUGUUUUACCUCCUUUGCAAUACAUUCAGUCAUUACACACACUGCAGACACUGAUAAUGACAAUCCAUGCACCAUGACAAAAAUACAAGCUCCGUGAAUACAAUGCCAAUACCCGCCUUACGUAUCAAAGUGCAUCUUCAUAUUUCUCGAAUGCAUUAACCGAAGUUACUAUUUACACUGCAAUCACGUCUGCAGACAAGAUCAUCGUCACAACAGUCCUCCUCCUUCGCAGAGCUUGUUUUUCAGUCACCUGCAAUCGAUAUUGCAUCUAGAGAUCUAGGGUCGAAUUCUUACGUUAUGUUAUCACAACAUAUUUGAAGCGAGAAGGGGCUGUCCGCUGUAAUCUUUGUAGAAAAGAACUUAUCGAAGGAGUGUUACUGGAUAAAAUCGUUGGAUUUCAAUUUUUGCCGUUUGUUUUUAUCACGUGUGUUUGAUCGGACGAGGAAAAUCUAAAACACUGGCGGAAAUCAAUUAGGAAAGGUCAACAGGUCACAAAGAUGGCUACCAGUCGACUUGGAGUGAAAACAUUGCUAGCCUUUUUAUUUAUAGGUGCUGUCUCAAGUCACACGAUCUUAGAGGAAUACCACUGCAAAGAUAGUGAAGUCGAGUAUGGAAUGUCACUCAAAGGGGGCAAGAAAGCAGGAAUAUUUAGAAGUUUGGGAACAGUGAAAAAUGUUCAGGAAUGUAUAUACAAAUGCUGCAAGCAAGAGUAUUGCGAUGUCGCCAUGUUAGAAGGACAAGGUAAAAACUGCAUUGGUGUUCGGUGUGCCAAUGAGAGUUCGUGUGAAACAGUGCCGCAAAUGUAUGGCGAGUAUGAAGACCUCCAAAUUGCCCAUGUCUCUGGAAGAGGAUUGAAAAACAUCCAAGUAGAUAAUAAAACGCGGACGUUGAAGACAGACAGUAUCGAAGACAAAUGCCCACAUAAUGAGAUAAUGUAUAACAUGAAACUUGCUGGUGGCCUAAAAGCUGGAAGAUUUACUGAUAUUGGAAGAGUCAAAGGAAUCAAUACUUGCAUCAAAUACUGUUGUGAUUCCAAGGUUGACUGCGAUCUAGCUUUUAUGCUUGGAAAAAGAUGUUUCCUUGUUAAAUGCUACACCGAAGAAAAAUGUCAAACCUUGCCUGCUACGGGAGCAGACUACAAAUUCAAGCAAAGAAUGGCAUAUGUUUCGCCGUGGCUUUUUGGCAAAAAGAAAAAGAUUGUGAAAGUGCCAUCAUCUCUGUUUUCUCAUCACGUCGAGUGCAUCCAGUCCAAGCUUUACACUGGUUCCCGGUUGGCCAAAGGCGGCGAUGCAGGGGAUUAUAAGGAUGUUGGCAAGGUAGGGAAGUCACAUAUCUGCACAAGGCUUUGCUGCGAAAACCCGGACUGUGAUGUUGCCUACAUGUUUGGGCGAAACUGUUUCCUGGUAAAGUGUUACAGUGAAGAGAGCUGCCGAGUGGUACCUGAUGAAGAAUUACAGUACACAGGACAGGGCGAGAGAAGGGACAUUCAAUUCGACAAACAAGUGCAGUACAUCAUUAAACGAAAAUUUGGAGUGAAGCUGCGACCAGACGGCACUGUAAUUCAUCCCGAUAAAAAAUGCACAGUGGAUGGUGAGAUCCGAAAUAAGACGGUCCUAGCUCGAGGUAUGCUAUCAGGGACGGUCAAAUUACAGAAAGGUCUUACGGAUAUGACUAAGUGCAUUGAUAAGUGCUGCGAAGAGAAGCGUUGUCAUGUAGCACUGAUGCUCGGAAAACUGUGUUAUUCCAUGGAAUGCGCAAACGAAAAUGCUUGUCAACCGAAAGAAGCGCCAAAAAGCAUCAUCGAAAAGAGCCCAACGAUUGCUUACGUCAAAAGGGGAGAAAUAUCAAUGGCACCAAAGUCUCAAGGCAUCUCAAUAGCCAAGUUUGCCUCCAUGGACCAAGCUGGAACUUAUAUUGUCCAGAAAGGAAACUAACGAAUGAUCGAUUAAUCACCGGUUUGCAUCUUCACCGUAUGUAAAUUUACCACUGCAGCAGUGUAUUUAUGAUAUUUUGGUUUUGCAAAAAAGUGACAGACUUGACAAAGAUUCUUUACACUGUGAAGAAACACCUUUAAUUGCAAUAUUUUCUUCGGAAGAGUAGAUACUGAUAAUCAAACAACACAAUCAUAUAAUGUGGUAUAAAUAUUAUUCAACAAUAAAUGAAUUUUUAAAUAUUUACACCGUAAAUAUCUGUUGUAUAGUAGACAUAAAAUAUUAACGAGCUUGUCUGACAUUAGAAGUGGUUAAAAUAUUUUACUAACUAAAACAUUUUAUGUCAGCAAAUGAUUAUUGCUGUUAUUUACGUUUAUCGUCAUUGUUGUCUAAUCUUUGUUUGUAUAUCAUAUAAAUCUUGUUUCAAAAGUAUGCUUCUAUACCUAAACAUCCUAAAUGUACUAAUUUAUUCAAAAUAAAUUCAUGAUUAAAAUAUAUGCAUUUCUGCAUGUUAAAUUAAAUAACAGGAAAUGAAAAACUUAUGUAUAUGUUACAUAACUGCUAUUUAUUCUACUACAGUUGAAUCAUAUGUUAUCAAUAUUAUAUGUCAUUAAAUAUUUGCGACCCAACUAACGCUUAGUUGAUGAUAAUGAGAAUAUGGUAUCAAUAGUACUUUGUAUCAACGUGCUAUAUUUUCCAAAAGAAAGACGAUAACAAUGAUGUCUUAUUAGACAUCAAAGAAAAUUAUGUAAUAAAAAACCAGUAUUUCUCGUAUUUCUUUUUGUACAACUAAAUACACUGUAUUUCAAAAUCUGUAACAUUAAUAGCUGUAUUUAGAAAAAAGAAAUAUGCAAAAGUCCAAAUGCCUCUAUUUUUGAUAAACGUAUAAAUGCAAUCUAUCUGUCGCCAAUUUUUUUUGUCUCAUAAACUGAAAAACAAAAUGUGUAGCUAAUUCAACUUUUUAAGAGAUUUUUUUAAAGUGAAUUGAAUAAACCCUACUAAAAAUACUAGCCUCUCAUCAGAAGAAAUCUUACGAAAUGCAGUAAAUAGAUUUAAAUUUCCAUAACAAAUCCUAUAAAAUUGAUAUUUUAAACAAAGCAUUUUUUGUAAUAAUGUUCGAAAUUUGUAAAAAUCUGCUCACAAAAGCAAACUGGAUGCAGAAACUUUGUUUCAAAAUGUUUAUAUGAUUUUUUAUAUUUUUGUAUUUAAUGACGUUCUUAGGACCUUGAUAGAAAACAAUGACAUUUCUCAAUGAACAAAGGCUUCUAGCUUGUAAGGUUUCAAAGAUUAAAAGGAUGAUACACCUUGCAAGACCCAAUCUUAAUAAUGACCAAAACCUUUAGUUUCUACUCAUUAGAUUGUCUUUAUUAGUAGUAUUUGUUUCGUUCUACGUCAAGGCAAAGAAAUACAUUUUGACAAAGGCAUUACAAGAUUCAGAAGUUUUCUUUGGCUACAAACACAACUGGCUAUAAUCGU